GGCAGUCUAUAGAGUGACCGUUGCUGAAUAUUUGUAAACAAAAUACAAUUUUUCUUUCUUUUUUGUUUAUAAUGCUGCUGGCCAAUAUAAAAUGCAGUGACCAGGAGGACGCUGGCGACGAGGAGGAGAUGCAGAUAAGCCCAGGCGACGUCGAUCCUCCCUGGAUCCUCGAGAACUACGAAUCUGAGGACGAAUUCAAGGAGGCCCAUCAAAUCCGAACCCUUCGCUGCAGCCUGCCUAGAUGCCCGUACAGGACAAACAGGACCCACAACCUGUGGCGGCACGAGGAGAGACACAAGCGCCCGGUGGAACCAAAGCCAUUUGGCUGCCCCGUCUGCAUCUACAGAACCGAUAAAAUUAACAACUUGAGGCGGCAUGUAGCCAUCCGACACCCAAAAUCGGCCUCAGUGGCGGAAGAUCCGGAUGAGCCACCGGUCGCGGCGCCCCGCAAAAUCCACUGCCAGGUGCUGGGCUGCCGUUACGAAACGAAUCGGGCCUAUGACCUAAAGCGCCACAUGGAUGUGCACAACAAUGUGGAGAAGAGCCACAAGAAGUACAAGUGUUCCCUGUGCAUGUACAGCUCGGAUAGAAAGGCCAAUCUCAAGCGGCACCUGGAGCUGCGACACUCUGGCAUCGAGGACACCGUAACGACUGCAGAAGAAGUAAGGGAGGAGCUACACUGCCAGGAGCAGCAGCAGAUACUAGAAGAGCAAGGGCAGCACGAGGAGCUCUUCAACGAUUUGAUAGAGGACCUUGACGGGGUGAAGGUCGAAAUCGAGGGGAAGGAAACGGAGGAGCAAGUGUACGAGCAGCUGGAGGAGGAGGAGGAACCACCCCUGAUCACGAUAUCCCCAUGGAAGCCACCGGUACUCCAUGGAGACAUUACCGACAAGCAAGUGAUUGCUGUCAACGUGAAUGGCCAGCUACGUUGGUUCCAAUCAAUCGAUCCGCCGCCUGGCGCUGUGUCAAAACACCUGCAACUGGCCAUGGAGGAGCAGGAACAGCAGGCGGCUUCGGAUCAGCAACAAAUGGACGAGCUGGACGACGAGUUGGCCUUGUCCCUGGCCCAGCAGGACCAAGAGGAGGAGCUUCUGGUGGAAAUGCUAACCGAAGAUCAGCCGUGGAGCUUUCACAUUUCCAACGAAAUGUUGGCAACUCCCAACCAGGAGGAAUCGAAAGACUCUAAUUUCCCCAAUUGGUGGGACGAUGGCGAGUACACAAAGAUGCACAAAAACCAAACGUUUCGGGAUCACCGGCAAAAACCCUCAAAGGCUAUUGUGCAACGCAUACUGCGCAACAUCUAUGACAUAUACUACAAGCCCUUCAAGGAGGAGCGCAAGCAGUCCGAGGUGUUCCAGAUCAAGGACUCGUGGCUAUGCGCCACCCAGAUGACACGCAUGCAGAUAAUUAAAGACAUGUACUCGAAGCAGGGCACAUGAAGUUUACAGUUUAAGCUAAGCAAUAAAAGAAAGGUAUUUAAUAAAUUAAAAUGUAGCUUUUUAUUUAAAAAAUACCAUCAAAUUAAAUUCCAUUUAUUAAAUGUUUAA
Drosophila kikkawai is the source of this 1547-nucleotide messenger RNA. It is a transcript of the gene her, whose product is annotated as hermaphrodite. Gene Ontology annotation, biological process: regulation of transcription by RNA polymerase II. The record is from RefSeq and is a predicted model, not a curated record. Gene Ontology annotation, molecular function: RNA polymerase II transcription regulatory region sequence-specific DNA binding; DNA-binding transcription factor activity, RNA polymerase II-specific. NCBI's taxonomy places the organism in Eukaryota, Metazoa, Arthropoda, Insecta, Diptera, Drosophilidae.